Molecule: messenger RNA, 2004 nt
Organism: Quercus robur (English oak)
Lineage: Eukaryota; Viridiplantae; Streptophyta; Magnoliopsida; Fagales; Fagaceae
Product: dnaJ protein P58IPK homolog
Exons: 9
Coding region: 148-1605 (485 amino acids)
Cellular component (GO): endoplasmic reticulum lumen
Molecular function (GO): protein binding
Source: RefSeq, a predicted model, not a curated record
CUCUGCGUUUCACAAUCUCCAAACCAAAAUCAACAGUCAUAGUAUUGAAAUAGAAGUACAAAACAAAAAACACAAACACAUUUCUGUAUUUAUAAAAGUAAAAAACAGAUUUUAAUAAAACACAUAAACAUUGGAGAACUUUUUGAAAUGAAUGUAGUUGUGAGAUUUACGAGAGCCAUGGAAGCUGUAGAGUGGCGAGGAUUGGUGUACACAGUGUUCAUACUCAAUUUCGUUUUCGCUUGCCAGCUCCUUCUUCUUCAGCCGCUAGUUUCGGCGUUAGAUAGUGAAGCUGGCAAUGCUGCUGAGUUGCUUGAGAGGGUUUCACAAAGCGUAAAGGUGAAACGUUAUAGUGAUGCACUUGAUGAUCUUAAUACUGCUAUAGAGGCAGAUCCAAUGUUUUCAGAAGCAUAUUUUCGUCGUGCAUCUAUUCUUCGUCAGCUAUGCAGAUAUGAGGAAUCUGAGAAGAGCUACAACAAGUUCCUGGAGUUAAAACCUGGAAAUUCAGCAGCACAAAAGGAGCUAUCUCAAUUGUUUCAGGCUCAGAGUGCCCUGGAUACUGCUUUGACUCUCUUUGAUUCAGGAGAUUUUACAAAAUCUUUGGAAUAUGUUGAUAAAGUUGUCCUUGUUUUUUCUCCAGCAUGCUCAAAGGCCAAACUCCUCAGAGUGAAGUUGUUAUUAGCAGAGAAAGAAUAUUCCAGUGCCAUAUCGGAGACUGGUCUUAUUCUCAAGGAGGAUGAGAACAAUUUAAAUGCUUUAUUGUUACGUGGCCGUGCCUACUAUUAUCUAGCAGAUCAUGAUGUUGCCUUAAGGCAUUAUCAGAAAGGUCUCCGCCUAGAUCCAGAGCACAGUGAACUUAAAAAGGCAUAUUUUGGAUUGAAAAAUCUACUUAAAAAGAGCAAAAGUGCAGAAGAUAAUGUAAACAAGGGUAAGCUUAGGGUUGCAGUUGAGGAUUUCAAAGGAGCCCUUGCAUUGGAUCCUAAUCACCUUGCACAUAAUGUACAUCUUCAUCUUGGAUUGUGUAAGGUCUUGGUCAAGCUUGGUAGGGGAAAGGAUGCUAUAACCAGUUGCAAUGAAGCACUCAACAUUGAUGGGGAGCUUCUGGACGCUUUAGUUCAGAGGGGGGAAGCUAAACUUUUAACUGAGGAUUGGGAGGGAGCUGUGGAAGAUUUGAAAGCAGCAGCUCAACAGUCACCUCAGGAUAUGGAAAUUCGGGAAUCACUCAUGAGGGCUGAGAAAGCUCUAAAGAUGAGCAAACGCAAGGACUGGUACAAGAUUUUAGAAGUUUCAAAGACUGCAUCUGUAUCUGAGAUUAAGCGUGCCUACAAAAAACUUGCUCUACAGUGGCACCCUGAUAAGAAUGUUGAAAAUAGAGAAGAAGCAGAAGCCAAGUUUCGAGAAAUUGCUGCUGCAUAUGAGGUUCUCAGCAAUGAAGAAAAACGAACGAGAUAUGAUAGAGGAGAAGACGUUGAAGACAUGGGGGGACAGGGUGGGGGUGGUUUCAACUUUGGUGGGGGACAGCCAUUUACAUUUACUUUUGAGGGAGGCUUCCCGGGUGGUGGUGGAUUUGGUGGGGGAUUUCCAGGUGGGUAUGAAUUCCACUUUUGAUUUCAGUGAAGAAUGGACUCCUCUUCCCCUCAGGUUCACAGAGAAAGAAAAAGUGUGCUUGUUUUAUUGAGGAGCCCAAAACACCAAUGUGGCUAAUUACUGACUAGUACAUGGCGGUAAAUAUUUAGGCAACCCAGAGAGGCUUGUUACCUGAAAAGUGUAUCCCUUGAGAAAGUUUUGCAGUUUUGUUUUGAGGAAUAUUUUAGUCAGAAAUUUGUAUUAGUUUAUUCAAGAAAAUUGAUGAGCCCCUGAUUCAGUGUAUAGGUUGCAUGUUGUCUUUCUAUAAUGAUUCUUUUGGAAUCAAACCCGCCAUGGAUUCUGGUUGACACAGUUGAGUUUAUUUUACUGUUUAGUUCACAAAGCAAACAAUUAUUUGCUCAAAAGUUGAAGUUCAUGUAA